AUUUCGUUCAUGUUUUCGGUCGGCGGGUGUGUGUCUUUUCUUUGUGUUCUUCUGUUUCAGGAUUGAUUUCAUUUUAUUCUAUGUCAUGUCACUAAUCGUUACGUUCCCUUCCAGGUACCUAGAUCAUAGCAUUUCCUUAUAUCCUAAACUUUCCUUAUUUUCCUCCCGGGUGUGCGGUCGCGCGUUUGCUCUCAUUUGCUGUGAAUGAGAGCAGCGGCUUCCACGUGGCCGCAUGUCCAGGUGCAAAAGGUAAAUCAUCUUCUUUCGAAGAUGGUAACCAGGUAUCAUUUCAAGCGCAACAUAUAGCCUCUGAAUUGAUGCAAGACCGUAUACAUUCACCUCCACGAGGUUCGCACCUGUUUUAUACAGAAAAUGUAGCGGAUCGCAUUUAGAUUAAUUGCUAUUAGAUAUUCACAAUACAAUUUAACAUUUACGUAAGAAUGUUAAAUUGUAUUUGGAAAUCUGGUUGCAUAGCCUUAUUCCAGAUGAAUGGUCUUCGCAUCAGCUGUCUUCGAUUCUAACCAUUAGUUAACGUUAGAAAGUACGCGUUGGUAAAGCAUGUUUUAAAGCGUCCAGUGUUAGAGAAUAAGAUACAUGAUGCGUCCCACGAACAACACCGUUUAUGAUACUAGAUAUCAGAUGUUCAUAGCCGUUCUUAUGAGCACUUUGACGUGUGUUAUAGCGUAUUUGGUGUAUAAUUCACACUCCAAGCCUGUCCUUAUCGGAAAAGGACUCGUCAGCGAGGAUCUGCUGAGGAGAAGCAACGGUAUCGAUAAGCCAGAACUGUAUUUAUCCAUCCUUGGCAAUGUCUUCGAUGUUACCAAAGGGGCUAAGCAUUAUGGACCUGGUCAAACCUACAACAUGUUUAUCGGCAGAGACAACUCGAAGGGUUUCCAGACUGGUAAAAUGCAUGCUGAUGACGAUGAUAACAUCAGCUUUGAGUUUGCUGAUUUGAAAACACUCGCAUAUUGGAUUCAAUUCUACAAAGAUCAGUACAUCAGCAAAGGUAAAUUGGUUGGUAAAUACUACGAUUACAAUGGUAAUCUUACCCCGUACGGAGAACAAGUGCAUCUGCAACUCGAGAAAGUGAAGGAGACUGAGGCCAAAGAGGAAAAUAUCAAAUUGAUAUUUCCACCUUGCAAUAUCGAAUGGUCCCCGCAUUCCUAUACCAGAGUGUGGUGCACCAAGAAUAGUGGCGGAGUGAAGAGAGAUUGGGCUGGUUUCCCGAGGCGGCUGUUCGAUACCGAAAAGCAAACCGAGCGAUGCGCCUGCAUCGGCGAUAGCAACCAGGAUCUAGGUAUGUACGAGGAGUACAUAGAAUGCGAAUCGGAUUCACCCAGUUGCUACACGUUGAUGCCAGUAUAGACAACAACAAACCAAAUCACAAAAGAUUAAAAAAGAAAAGUAUUCCGACUACUAAACUAUGUGACUAUUACAAGACUUUUACCUAGAUGUAUCUUAAAACCAACCACUAAAGUAUUAACAUACACUAUUACUUAGUUUAAGUACUUACACUUAUUUUAUAUUUGUGACUAUAUACAAUUUUUAUUAUUUUUUUUUAAAUACACUGCGACAAUAAGAAAUCACAUUACAUAACAAAUUUGUGAAUGAUUAAAUCCAAUCAGUUAGAUAAUAGAAAACAACCUGACAACAAAC
Molecule: messenger RNA, 1656 nt
Organism: Nicrophorus vespilloides
Lineage: Eukaryota; Metazoa; Arthropoda; Insecta; Coleoptera; Silphidae
Product: neuferricin homolog
Exons: 4
Coding region: 595-1365 (256 amino acids)
Cellular component (GO): endomembrane system; membrane
Source: RefSeq, a predicted model, not a curated record